GUCUGUGUUCAUCAGCCCAUCACUCUCUUCUGUCUAUGUAGGUCAUGGCGGUUGCAGGGGCAAUGGUGAUGUCAGGUGCUCUUCUCCUUCUCCACCUCUUAGCUUUUACCUGCGUCGCCUGCAAUGGCGGCAGCGAGCUGCCGCCGAUCAGCCGGAGGAGCUUCCCCAAGGGGUUCAUUUUUGGGACGUCCUCGUCGUCAUAUCAGUUCGAGGGUGGCGCAGUGUUGGGUGGCAGAGGACCAAGCAUCUGGGACACCUUCACACAUCAGUCUCCAGACAAAAUCACUGACAGAAGCAAUGGCGAUGUGGCUUGCGACAGCUACCAUCUCUACAAGGAAGAUGUGCGCAGUAUGAAGGAGAUGGGGAUGGAUGCAUACAGAUUCUCCAUCUCAUGGUCAAGAAUUCUUCCAAAUGGAAGUCUGAGCGGUGGAGUCAACAGAGAAGGCAUCAGCUACUACAACAAUUUGAUCAAUGAGCUAUUAUCGAAAGGGGUGCAACCAUUUGUUACCCUUUUCCACUGGGACUCACCUCAGGCGUUGGAAGAUAAAUAUAAAGGGUUUCUUAGCCCUAAUAUCAUAAAUGACUAUAAGGAAUACGCUGAAACAUGCUUCAAAGAGUUUGGUGACCGGGUGAAACAUUGGAUCACCUUCAAUGAGCCUUGGACCUUCUGCUCUAUGGGCUAUGCAUCUGGCAUCAUGGCACCAGGCCGGUGUUCAUCCUGGGAGGUGGGAAAAUGCAGAGUUGGAGAUUCAGGAAGGGAGCCUUACACUGCAUGCCAUCACCAACUACUUGCUCACGCAGAAACCGUUCGGUUGUACAAAGAGAAAUAUCAGUUCACUGAAGGAAAUGUCAGGCAGUUGCAGUUCAUCCGUGAUAAUAAUUUAAAUCGAAGAUCCGCAAAGGCCCGACGCAGGAACUGCAUCUUGCAUGUUACUUAUCGCGACUCCUCCCGGCAGGUGGCGGCGCGGCAAAAAUUGCCGGCAGCGCUUUGUAAUCUCUGUUUGGACCAGACAGCAAUACUAUGCAAUGUGCGACUGGUUGCUUUCCAGCAGGCUUUACAAAAGGGGAAGAUUGGAAUAAUUUUAAAUGCAGACUGGUUUGUUCCAUUGUCCCAAUCCAAAUCCAGCAGUGAUGCUGCAAGACGUGCUCUAGACUUCAUGCUUGGAUGGUUUAUGGAUCCUCUCAUUAGAGGAGACUACCCACUAAGCAUGAGAGAAUUGGUUGGAAAUCGCUUGCCAGAGUUCAGCAAAGAGCAAUCUGGAAUGGUCAAGGGUGCAUUCGAUUUCAUUGGACUCAACUACUACACUUCAAGCUAUGCUGAUAAUGAUCCUCCAUCGCAUGGCCAUAACAACAGCUAUAAUACUGAUGCACAUGCUAAGAUUACUGGUAGUCGAAACGGGAUUCCCAUAGGGCCUCAGGCUGCUUCGUUUUGGUUUCACAUCUACCCUGAAGGGAUCUGUGAAAUGUUGCUUUAUGUUAAGGAGAACUAUGGCAAUCCUACCAUCUACAUCACUGAAAAUGGUGUUGAUGAAGUCAAUAAUAAGACCAUGCCGCUCGAGGAAGCCCUGAAGGAUGAUACCAGGAUCGAAUACUAUCACAAGCACCUUCUCGCCCUGCUAAGUGCUAUGAGGGAUGGAGCAAACGUGAAGGGGUACUUUGCAUGGUCUCUGCUUGACAACUUUGAGUGGGCAGAGGGCUACACAGUUCGGUUUGGGAUAAACUUUGUGGAUUACGAUGACGGAAUGAAGAGAUACCCCAAGAACUCGGCCCGUUGGUUCAAGAAGUUCCUCCAGAAAUCAAACAGAGAUGGAAACAAAAGGUUGAAAAGAGUUGCAUACAAUGCCUUUUCUAAUUGAACAUCGAAAUAGUAUAUAAGUUUUAUGAGUUAAGUACAAUAGAUGAAAUUGGUUCGACUAAAUUAAUAAAUCUCACUCUCCUCUUCUUGCAUGUUUGCAUCUCUCUCUUGCAUGUUACACACCUUCUAUCAACAUAUUUCUCAAAA
Messenger RNA from Oryza sativa Japonica Group (Japanese rice), 2002 nucleotides. NCBI's taxonomy places the organism in Eukaryota, Viridiplantae, Streptophyta, Magnoliopsida, Poales, Poaceae. The record is from RefSeq and is a predicted model, not a curated record.